GUAGUAGUGAAAACAAGAUCGAUACUCAUAUGGAAAUAACGGCAGACCCAUGGGAAGAGAUCCUCCUUUCUGGCAUGCAGGAGGAUGUUGAUGUUGAUAUGGAUGCGGAUCAUUCCUCAGAGUGGUUCAGUCCAUUGGUCAGGCAGGACGACGAUGAUAUCCAGUUGAUGGAUAGUGGGAUGGAUUGGGACAAUGCCCCCGACAUCGUAUAGAACUGGAGUUUUCGAAUAACUCUAUAGGACGAUUUGUCUAUCAUCUUGAGAUUUUUAUACGGAUUCAGCUGUUUGUAUAUUUCAUCAGAGGCGAUGCAGACAGACUACGCAGUUUAAACUGUUUGGGCUCGACAUUAUUCUACCAGUCGCAUUGCGACUAUUCACUCA
This is a messenger RNA of Heterobasidion irregulare TC 32-1, 380 nucleotides long. RefSeq lists its product as uncharacterized. The coding region runs from base 30 to 212 and encodes 60 amino acids. The record is from RefSeq and is a predicted model, not a curated record. The transcript has 2 exons. Lineage: Eukaryota; Fungi; Basidiomycota; Agaricomycetes; Russulales; Bondarzewiaceae.